GUAGUCAUUACCGCUGACCAAGAAUAUGUAGGUAUUUUUUACUUUCUCGCCAUGUGAGCGUACGGAUUUCUAGGUUUGUACUGCGAUCAUAGGAAUGCAGACACAAUAACUUGUAAGUAUGGCUUUCGCUUGGUUCUUUUGCUCGUAUUUCUAUAUUGUACACAAAGUUGUAAGCUAGCGUAUCGUUUUCUUGUUGCAGCGAAUCUUUCAGACCUUUCAAAUGUUCAGAUGUUUCAGUUGCAUAUAUUAAAUGUGUGUUAACCUGAAUGAAUACGAGUUAUUGGCCUGGCCCAGCGUAGUUGGCCGCUACAUCAUUUGAAGUUAUUGGUUUCAAGUUGAAAACCGUAUGGAAGAGGCGUUCAUGAAAGACACCAAGCUUGUCUGAUCGCAUAUUGGAAAUGCGUGCCAAAAAGAAGAAGAAAUCGGCGAGCAAAAUUACUCCGAAAAGCGUCGAUCGUGGAGGAUCGCACGUGGUGUUAAAUACUGCUGAGUCAGCGAAAUCGUCAAAUGCUCACACGUUUCAAAGCGAUGAGAGUGGUGGAAAUGGGUAUUUAUGGCCAUCAUUAGCUGAAGGGAACGUGGAUAGUGGUUUUGUUGACAAAAAUCCUCAAGCUUCUAGUGGGAUAUCUAGGCCGACUAGGACGAAGGCACUGAACAAGACGUUGAACGAAGAAAUGAACGCCGAGAAAGCCGUCCAUGCGAAAUGUCAGAGAGCUGGACAUAUGGGAGAACUGCGGAAACGGCGAAAUUAUUUGCAAGAAUUGAUAACAAGUCCUGAUGCGUAGGUGAACGAGGUAGAAGACGGCGUCGCCAGGUAUGAAGAAGCGUUUCAUAAUUUUGUUAGCAGUCAUGAUAACUAUCUUCUAUAUGAAGAAGACGAAGAGAGGAGAGUAUUAAUGAUUGACAGUUAUGACAAUCAAAGAGACAUGAAAGUGCAAUUAGAUAUUUUGGUAAAUGAUUGGAGAACCAAAAGGAAAGGGGUGGGGAGUCCCCCAUCUGAAUCUGGACUUAGUGUGAGAUCUGCUAAGAGUGAGAGGAGCUAUGCCAGCAGUAGAAAUAGUGUUAAAGAGAAGAAGAGAGUGAUCGAAGUAGCCAAGUUAGAAAUGGAAGCCCUGAAAAGAAGGCAAGAUCUCCAACGAGAAUUAGAACAAGUCGAAAAAGGGAAAGCAGAGUUGUCUAGGAAGAUGGAGUUAUUAAAUGCCAAAACUAGAGUGAGACGGGCAGAAGUAGACUUACUCAUAGAGCAAAGUGUAGAAGAUGAAGGUGGGGAUGGGAUGAAUGAUUAUCUUAAGGAACAUUAUGCCCAAAAUGCUCUCAGUAAAGAUCACUUGUUGCAACCAGAUGUAAAUAGUGUCACACCCAUCUCAGAAUCGCAGCCUGUCAGUGGUCAAGAAGCGAUCUCAACAUCAUUGACAGCACUUAGUUCUGCUCAGCCUCAACUUCCUUUGUUGUCAGUUCCAAAACCUGCAACAACGCAGCCAGUAGUCACCCUCUCCUCAACGCCUUGUGUAGUCUCAGUAGCUAGUACUAAGACAGGUUCAGAGGAUUUGAUUGCCGCGACAUUGCCCCAUAGUGUUUUUUACAUGACCACAUCUGAAUAUACUGCGAUCUCUGAGCCAUUGUACACUCCUGCUGGUCUGUCACCAAUAAGGAAUCAGUCGACGCCAAGAAUGUAUACACAGCCUCGUAGUCCACAAACUACAGGUCUAAAUGGAAAGGUAACUGAGUUUUGCCCAGCGACCACUCCACAGCAGGCCACAUACCCUCUGGCAGGAUACCCUUGUCCGUUACCUGUAGGGCAUAGUAGUCUCCAAUCGCAGCAGUCCGAUGCUUGGAUAACCAUCGCACAGGCCAUUAAACAAGGCCCAUCCUUACCGAAGGUGGAAUUAAUGAAAUUUAGUGGGGAUCCUUUGGAGUAUGCAGAGUUCGUCACGAACUUUAGAGAUAACAUUGAAAGCCAAGUAUAUGAUGAAUCACAGAGACUUACGCGCCUGCUUGCACAGUCUACAGGAAAGGCUAGGGAGGCGAUUAGAAGCUGUGUGAAUUUACCAGUGGGCUAUAGGUACUCUGAAGCACGGAAAACCCUUCAUGACAAUUUUGGCCAGCCUCACAUGAUUGUGGAAGCCCAUAUGAAGAAAUUGAGAGAAAUAGAAGUGCGAAAGGCUGAUGCAUCAACUCUCAUGGAUUUUGCAAGGCGGUUAGAAGAUGCCAGAAGAGUCUUGACGAAUAUGGGUACUCACUACGCAACACGCUUGGAUAGCGAGGACGUGAUCAUGAUGGUGAUGAGGAAGCUUCCCGAUGAGAGUCUUAAAAGGAAGUGGGCUGACAGAGCCGGAGACCUCAUUAAAAGCAGAGGCCAAGCUGAAUAUGCAGGUUUUGUGCGCUUCAUUAGGAGAGCCGCGGAGCGUAUCAACAACAGAUAUGGACAAGAACUGAAAUUGCCUUCGACUACUUCAAGAGAAAAGAAGGAAUCUGGUCAUGGAAAAUCGGACUGUCCGCCAAGAUUCACGACACUAGCCACUCAAAGUGAUGAGAAUCAGCACAGCUCGGGUGCACCAGCAGGAGUUCCUUUGAAGUGUCCACAGUGUUCAGGGGCCCAUGGAGUUUGGAGGUGUCGAAUAUUUAGAAGCUCUUCAUUAAGAGAUCGUCUUAAGACAGUGAGACAGCACCGACUUUGCAGAAUGUGUCUCUCGGAAGGUCACAGUGCGAGACAGUGUACAAGAGGUUUCACGUGUGGAAAAGCAGGAUGCCAUAGAGAUCAUCACUAUCUGAUCCAUUCUGAGGAAGGGGAUGGCAAAGAGAAUGAGGGUCGAGCUAGCAGUCGUAAUGCAUUGCAAAGUGCCAGGAGCAGUAGUGUAGCAGAAAGGUCUGUCACAGAACCUCCCAGUACCUCAGAGCCAACAGCUGUAAACGUUAAUCCAGUUACCCUGCCAACCGUUCGCGAUAGUGCCACAGCAUCAUCCAGUCGUCCUGUUACAGUUAGUACUGUCAGAGCUGGAAGACCAAGAGUGCGCAUUAAAGUUGUACCGGUGAAGAUUAGUAGUCAUGGCAGUACUAAAGAGAUACUCACUUACGCAUUUUUGGACAGUGGUCCGAUGCAACGUUCAGUCUUGAGAGUCUGUUACAAGAGUUAGAUUUAAAGGACAUGAAGCC
Orbicella faveolata is the source of this 3153-nucleotide messenger RNA. RefSeq lists its product as uncharacterized. NCBI's taxonomy places the organism in Eukaryota, Metazoa, Cnidaria, Anthozoa, Scleractinia, Merulinidae. The record is from RefSeq and is a predicted model, not a curated record.